GAACAGCUGUGAGAACACAACACACACACACACACACACACACACACACACACACACACACACACACACACACACACGAGAAUGCUGGACAGAGACAGAGAGACAGUCUGAAAAUAGUCUGGACAUUACCACUGGAUAGGACACAUAUAGACGUCAUGUAGAUGAAGGCAACAUGUGCAUGAGGGACUGCUGUAUAUGUGUCUCUAUGUGACAGUACAUCAGCUACAUUUCUUAGUUUUGCUGUUUAAAUGAGGUCGUCUUUUUGGAUCCUUUACGGGUAGAAGUGCCCUGGAUAUGGGGGGAUGUCAGAGUUACAGUAGCUCUGAUGAAGAGGAUGUGAACACUCUGAAGGCAAACCACAACAACAUCAGCCUGUUUAAAAUAAAAAAUAACAGUCUACAUAUGAUCGUGUCCGCUGAGGUCAAACCUUACCUGCAAGAUCACAUUCUGUCUAGACACAUCACUGACGUUGACCUUCUGACCCUCUCUGCACAUCCACACGGCCUUGACCAGCAGGAGUGGAUAGCAACAAACACUGAUGACUUGGUUGCACAGUUACACAACAGGAAGAUGGCAAAGAGUGGUUGCAAAUGGCAAAUGCAUUUCAUGGAAAGCUGUGACAUCAGGGGUGCCCCAAGUCUGUAUGAAUGGACGGAUGAACAGGGGAAGAAACUGAAGUGUUCAGCUCCACUCUAUAUUGAUUACGCCAUGUCCUACAUUCAGGAGUUGCUUGCAGAUGAACGUGUGUUUCCCACCAGGGCAUAUUCUUCAUUCCCUCCUGGAUUCAUGUUCCUGAUUCAGAAGGUCUUUGUCAUGCUCUUCCGUACUCUGGCUCACCUGUUCAGUGCACACUACCAAGAUGCCAUCGUCGUGGAGUUACACCCCCACCUAAACACACUGUUCACACACUUCAUCACCUUCAGUCACACAUUCAGAUUACUGGACCCAGCAGAGACUGCUCCGAUCGAUGACCUCAUCGCUAGGCUCACACACUGACGCACACACACGGAAGACACGCAGGCACGUCGAUCCUGUCCCAAAUACAGCCUUAGCCCUUUGUGGUCCUUCUUCGAGUCCACACUUGUGUGACAUAAUGUUACAGUCUUCCCAAAAAGGGGCAUCAAGGGUGAACAGUGGCCACAAAGAAAUUUUAAACAAUAAAAUGACAAAUGGGACACUCUACGGUCUCGUGGACUUAUCGGACACAUGGAAGCAAAGGUCACAAGACUGCAAAAAUCCAUAUUAUAUGUUCCAUUUAGCACUUAAAAUUAGAGACUUCCUUUUUUAAGACACAACUGAAUAGGACUAGAAUGUGUCAAUCAAACUUCAGACUGGGCUGUGAUUGGACUGGGCAGUGGACCAUGCACAUACAUGAUUAUUCAGAGCCAACUGUGAACACUGGCCACGUUGCCUUUCAACAAGUGACUAUACUUAGCAAACCACACACAUUUUACAUCUUAAGCUGGGUGCACACUGUAUGAUUUUUACAGUCCUUUACAAUUGUUGCUUGCCAGACUGUAUAUGAUAUGAUCUCAGUGAGAUCUAAAAGCCAUGACACACUGUGCAACAUUAUGUCAGAUUAUACGAUACACAUCUCUAUCGUCUCGAAUAACAGCGUUGAUGAUUACGUCAUCUAGCCUUCGCAGUCCGUUGUGUCACACUGCACAACUGUGAGACACUGUGAGAACUUUGUUGCAGGGCGAACAGUCUUCUUUUAUUUCACCUAAAAAUUAUGAUGAAAUGCAGUGAUAUUUUUGUUCUACAAAGGUGUUUGUUUGUUGACAUUUUUCCUGUUUGCGUAUAUCCCUGAAAUUCUUGACCUAGGAGAACUCGACUAGUUGAGGAGUGUUGAUGAUUGGAUGAACUAUGCAUGAACAGUUUAGACGUAGUGACGUUCUUUAUUUAUUAAUUUUCCUCAACAAACGAAUUUUUAAAUGUCACGCAUACAGUUGUAAAAAAACACCAAAAAAGCAGUUUGUUAACAGUCUCAUGAAAAACUCUUUGUACAACAUUGUACGACUUGGCUUGUAUGAAAAGGUUCGACUUUUAAACCAACCAAUCAACAAACAGAAUUUCAAAUCAAUACAAUACAGGCAUUUUUAAAGGAAUAUUCUGGGUUUAAUACAAGUUAAGCUCAAUUGACAGCAUUUAUCGGCAUAAUUUUGAUUGAACAAAAAAUCAUUUAGAGACGUCCCUCGUUAAAAAAAAAUCUAAAUUAUUUUAAAAAAAAUCUGGGUAACAGUGAGGCACUUACAAUGGAAGUAAAUGGGGCCAAUACAUAAACAAUAUGCAUGUUAACAUGAUUGUAGUGUGAUAAAAUCGCUUACUAACCUUUUCUGUGCAGUUAUAUCCAAUUUUACAACUUUGUCGCCAUGAUGACGUAGUUUAGACAGUGACGUUCUUUAUUUCUUUUCCUCAACAAACUAAUUUUAAACAUCGCGUAUAGUGUAAAUAGUUUUUUAUUAAACAUCAAGUAUGUUCUGAAUAGCUGCGAUUGUGUCGCUUUGCACAGCAUUUUCUCAGGCAAAUGACUUAUCGUGUCACACCUGGUUAGCGCAUGUGCUUUGGCUAACAGCAUUGUUGAGGUACCAUUGCUGAGGUAAAACAAACGAUUCUGAAUCAUUCACACAAUCCAUUUCACAUGCAAUCACCUCUGUUGAUUCAUAAAGGAAGGUCAUUUCUUCAGCACGGCAGACUGGAAUAAUUAUAUUUUAAGUAACUACACUGCAAUCAUACUGCAAUAGAAUAGUACAUAGCUAUAAUACAAUGUUGGUUACCUUGUAUUGAUCGUCUUACAUUGGUUUGUGUUCGUCACUGUCCAUGUGAAUUGUCCCAACUAAUGUUCAUUGUUCAUGUGUCUAAUGGUCAGAGAGAGAGUUUGGGAUUGUAUGGGAGAAAGAUCAGGUUUUCCAGAUCAUUCAUAAACGAACAGCCCUUAGGAUAUCUGAAAUAUACACAUGAAAACACACACAAACACUCUGUAAUUCUGUAUUUGCACCAGUGAUCUGGUUUGACUGGUUCCCAAUGGGAAUUGGAUCUCUCCCAAGCCCAUAAAAUACACACACAUACUGUACACAAAUUAAGCUGUCUGUUAUCUUGUGACUUGAACACAUUAACAGAUAGUGUGAGUCUAUAGAUCCUGUGAGAAUGGAACUGCUUUCUGCAUACUGGACAGUAUAAACUGUCUAGUGCCUUCUAUUUAAUAUAUAUAUGUGUGUGUGUGUGUGUGUGUGUGUGUGUGUGUGUGUGUGUGUGUGUGUGUGUGUGUGUG
Molecule: messenger RNA, 3271 nt
Organism: Myxocyprinus asiaticus (Chinese sucker)
Lineage: Eukaryota; Metazoa; Chordata; Actinopteri; Cypriniformes; Catostomidae
Product: MOB kinase activator 2-like
Exons: 5
Coding region: 295-996 (233 amino acids)
Biological process (GO): signal transduction; positive regulation of protein phosphorylation
Cellular component (GO): cytoplasm; nucleus
Molecular function (GO): protein kinase activator activity
Source: RefSeq, a predicted model, not a curated record